Molecule: messenger RNA, 567 nt
Organism: Cylicostephanus goldi
Lineage: Eukaryota; Metazoa; Nematoda; Chromadorea; Rhabditida; Strongylidae
Source: the annotation of a GenBank genome assembly
AUGUCGUUUAUCUGUCAGUUCGCCACGGCAAUUCCAUGCAGCGAACAGUGCGAUUCUUUUGAACCUGUUGAUAUUAACAUUUUGGUCGACAGUAACGAGAUCUGCGUGAUCUUGAACUCGGGACAGGUUCUUACCAUUGAUGCUGAAUCCCAUACGUCAGCAGGGAGUAAUCUGUUCGUGGAAGACAAUGUUAGCCGCUCUGUAUACCUUGUGAAUAGGGAAGGAAUAAUUGUUUUAGAUGCUGAACUGCAGUUCGUCACGGCAAUUCCAUGCAGCGAAGAAUGCGAUUCUUUCGAACCUGUUGAUAUUAACGUUUUAGUCGACAGUAAUGAGGUCUGUGUGAUCUUGAACUCGGGACAAGUCCUCACUGUUGAUGCUGAAUCCCAUACGACUUCUUUGGUGACAGUGGAAGGUGAUUACGUGGCGUUCUACGAUCGUAGCUUCGAACGUUUUGCGCAAUGGGAACUUUCAAGUAACGAGGAAGGGAAGGAUGCGCUUGUUACGGUUGGAUGGGGAGCAGCGGAAACACAGUUCCAGGGUAGCGCAGGGAAGGUAAGGUGCAUGUGA